Messenger RNA from Galendromus occidentalis (western predatory mite), 888 nucleotides. RefSeq names its product calcyphosin-like protein. Gene Ontology annotation, molecular function: calcium ion binding. The transcript has 5 exons. Lineage: Eukaryota; Metazoa; Arthropoda; Arachnida; Mesostigmata; Phytoseiidae. The coding region runs from base 144 to 788 and encodes 214 amino acids. The record is from RefSeq and is a predicted model, not a curated record.
UUCUACUUCGCCAGCGGAGCGCUCGCUUAGCGGUACGCAACGUUGAUCACGUUGCUUCCCUGCUGCUUCUGCACUUCCGAGCCGAAUUGUGUGUUUUUUCUGGGCUUCCUAAUCUCACCGCGUUUUUCACAGCAUAAGGCAAAAUGCCUCGUCCUCUCACAGCGCAGUCCAACAAUGAGCUGCAGAUGCGACUCCGGGCUCAAAGCCAACUCCCGCUCGCCACGGACAUUCUCAACAAAAUAAGACUCUUGUGCCUCCAGCGUGGCGCCACUGGGAUCCUCGGACUCGGGAGAAUGUUCCGGAGGAUGGACGACAACAAUUCCGGCGACCUCUCCCGAGAAGAGUUCAUCAAAGGACUCAACGAAACCGGGCUCCAUGAGCAGCUUACAGCGGACGAUGUUCAACAGCUCUUUGAAAUCAUCGAUACAGACAACUCCGGAACCGUGAACUUCAACGAAUUUUUGAAGCACAUUCGGCCGCCCCUGAGUGCAUGCCGAAUUUCCAUCAUUGAGAAAGCAUUUCGAAAGAUGGACAAAACCGGUGACGGCGUCGUGACGUACGAGGACCUCAAAGGUACCUACAAUGUGAAAUCCCAUCCCGACUUCCAGAAUGGCUCGAAAACAGAGAAAGAGAUCUUGACGAGAUUUCUCAAUGUCUUCGAAGAGGGCGGUAUCCAGGACGGUCAGGUGACGUGGGACGAGUUCCUGGAUUACUACUCCGGCGUUAGUGCCUCCAUCGACGAGGAUCUCUACUUCGAUCUCAUGAUGCGACAUGCGUGGAAGCUCUAAGUGUUCAUAAUGCUCGAGUUAUUGUUCGUAAUUAUUCGCUUUUGGAGCUCUGACUCUGUGUUUGAUCGUGAGUGUUUGUGUGUCUCCAGCAUCCAUUCAA